AUGAAGACUGCUAUUAUCGUCGGUUCUGCCAUGGCUUCUUUCUGUGUGGAAAAAUUUGGUCCGCAACGGAUGCAGGAGAUCACUAAAAAAGAUAUUGAUGCGCGUAUGGAAGAGUUUGUAGAGCUGAUGCUGCAAAUGAUCGGGCAUGAAGUACAUGCUGUUUGCCCGGAUAAACAGAAGGGGGAUAAAAUAUUUACCGCUAUUCAUGAUUUUGAAGGCGCCCAGACUUAUAGCGAAAAGCCCGGCCAUCAUUUCGUUCUUAAUUACAGCUUUGAUGAUGUGAACGCGGCGGAUUAUGAUGCGAUUUGUAUUGCCGGUGGGCGCGCGCCGGAAUAUCUCCGCCUCAACCCCAGGAUCAUAGAACUGGUAAAACAUUUUGCCGGUGCCGACAAGCCCAUUGCCGCAGUCUGUCAUGGCAUCCAGAUACUGACGGCAGCGGAUGUAAUCUGGUACAAGCUGAUAAACAGGAACAAACCCAAUAGGGAGAAACUGACCAGCGAGAAUAAGAAACGGCGUUCGCUAUAA
Messenger RNA from Ostertagia ostertagi, 525 nucleotides. The record is from the annotation of a GenBank genome assembly. Lineage: Eukaryota; Metazoa; Nematoda; Chromadorea; Rhabditida; Trichostrongylidae.